This is a messenger RNA of Hyalella azteca, 2815 nucleotides long. It is a transcript of the gene ACOX1, whose product is annotated as probable peroxisomal acyl-coenzyme A oxidase 1. Lineage: Eukaryota; Metazoa; Arthropoda; Malacostraca; Amphipoda; Hyalellidae. Bases 161 to 2182 code for a protein of 673 amino acids. Gene Ontology annotation, biological process: lipid homeostasis; fatty acid beta-oxidation using acyl-CoA oxidase. The record is from RefSeq and is a predicted model, not a curated record. Gene Ontology annotation, cellular component: peroxisome. Gene Ontology annotation, molecular function: acyl-CoA oxidase activity; fatty acid binding; FAD binding. The transcript has 15 exons.
UGAGGUCGACCUUGACGUGUGACGGUGUGACAGCUGUUGCGUACGGGCGGUGAAACUGUCGGGCAGGAAAAAUUGUAAAUGGAAAUGGUAUACAUUUGCAGUUGAGUAAGUUGAUACUAGGAUAUUGGGACUAGAAGAGUUUCAAUUCUUUGCCUUCAAGAUGAAACCCGCGGCUGAAAAUGUAUGCAAUCCUGACUUAUUGAAAGAACGAGCUCAUUGCAGAUUUAUUCCUGAGGAGAUCACUCAUUUCCUGGACAAUGGUUCUGAAAAUACAAAGCUAAGGCACAAAUUGGAGGAAUAUUUCCUAAAUAAUCCUCUGUUUGAUGAUGACAUUCCUCCGGACUACCUGAGCCACAGCGAGCGGUACAGCAAUGAGCUCAGGAAGUCCUGUGCUAUGGUGCAGUGUUUCCUCAACGACCCCACCGUCCAGAACAUUGCUGGGCAAAUGGAGGGAGUUAGGAUGCUUAUGGGCAAUGGCUUGGGAUCUGCCAUCACAAAGGAUGGGAACCCGCUUGCUCUCCACUAUGUUAUGUUCCUGCCUGCCCUCAUCAGCCAGGCAUCACAGGAACAGAUGGCAUAUUGGAUUGGUAGAGCCUGGGCUGGCCAAAUAAUUGGUACAUAUGCUCAGACAGAGUUGGGACAUGGGUCAUUCUUACGCGGGCUGGAGACCACUGCAACGUACGAUCCUGACUCUGAAGAGUUUGUUCUGCACUCUCCUACUAUAACCUCCAUCAAGUGGUGGCCUGGAGGAUUGGGGAAGACAGCUAACCACGCUGUGGUGAUGGCCCAGCUGUACACAGAGGGCAAGUGUUGGGGACCUCACGCCUUCAUUGUGCAGCUCCGGGACCUGGACACGCACGCCUCCCUGCCAGGCAUCUCGGUGGGGGAGAUCGGGCCCCGGCUCGGCACGAACAGUCAAGACAACGGCUUCUUGAGGCUGCACCACGUGCGCAUCCCUCGCCUGCAUAUGCUCAUGCAGCACGCGCAGGUCACCAAGUCCGGAGAGUACGUGCAGCCUGCGAGCAGCAAGCUCACGUACGGCACGAUGGUGUUCGUGCGGGUCGCCAUCUGUUUCGACGCGGGGCGCCAACUGCAGCGAGCCGUCACCAUAGCAACGAGAUACUCCGCCGUCCGCAGACAGUCAGAGCUGGUGCCAGGAGAGGGGGAGGUGCAGGUGCUGGACUACCAGACGCAACAGCACAAGCUCCUGCCGCAGCUGGCGACGGUGUUCGCCGUGACGUUCUCGGCGCGGCGUCUCUGGGAGACCUACAACUCCGUCACCCACGGCCCAAAGGAGGCGCAGCUCGCCCUCCUGCCCGAGCUGCACGUGUUGUCGUGCGGGCUGAAGGCGGCGUGUGCGAGCGACUGCUCGCUGGGCUGCGACGUGUGCAGGCUGGCGUGUGGCGGGCACGGUUAUCUCGCCAGCUCCAACCUGCCACGCAUCGUCACUGCCACCACCGCCACACAGACUUACGAGGGCGAGAACACCGUCAUGUGGCUGCAGGUGGCAAGGUACCUCCUGAAGGUGUACAGCGACGGCCUGGAGUCUGGCGAGGAAGCGGGUCCGUCGGUGCAGUUCCUCAGGGAGCCUCGGCCAGACCUCACUGCUCCCUCCCACGCCAGACUCACUAAUUACGGUCUGGUGAUGGGGUGGCGGGUGGCGGUGGUGGCACUGCUGCAGGAGGCGCAGCAGGAGCUGCAGCGGCGCGUGGCUGCAGGACAGCAGCCUGACCGAGCGCGUGACGCCUGUUCCCUCACGCUUGUGGACGCCGCUCAGUGCUACAUCCGAGGGCACAUGUGCUGCCAGUUCGUGGCGGGGGUGGACGAGCUGCAGGGCCUGAGCGCCGGCACUACCCUGGUGCUGCAGCAGCUCUGCCGCCUCUACCUGCUCUACCACGCCUCCUCCAGCCACCUGCUCAGGCACGGGUGGCUGUCAGGGGCUGAUGUCAGCCAGCUGGAGGCGGAGUACCGCGCCCUGCUGACGGAGCUGCGUCAGGACGCCGUCGCCCUCGUGGACUCCUUCGACAUCCACGACCGCAUCCUCAACUCCACGCUGGGGGCCGCAGACGGCAGGGUCUAUGACAGGCUGUACGAAGAAGCCCUGAAGUCUCCACUGAACCAGCAGGACGUGCCGGACGCCUUCAACAAAUACCUGCGCCCUUUGCUCAAGUCCAGCCUGUGAAAGUGCCAUCUGGAAGAAGAGCUCCUGGGGAAGAAGGGAGUGAACGACGCAAUGCUAAUUGAAACGUGAAAUGACGUUCACUUCUUAUCGAGGUCGCUUCGAAAAGAUUCCUGCUGGUAAAGUCUAUAUUACUCGCCUUAAUGCAGCUAUAUAAGAUUGCUACUUACUGCUCUCUUCCACGACUUUUGAAACCCUGUAUUUUUAGCCGUGCAAGACGUGAGUUUGUACGUGCUAACGUGCAUAAACCAUGACAUAUGUGGGGGCACUGUGCGUGCCAGGUUUGUGUCGUGUGGGUGCCCGUGUUUGUGCCGUGGGUCACAAAAAAUAAUUAUCCAUUUAUCGUCCUUCUUAAAAACUGCUCGUUGGGCCGCACCUUCCCUCCGCUCCGAUGCUUGUUUGUGCGUACGCCGCUGAGGUCAACUCCUGCAGUAAAGCGAAUCUUUUGUGAUCUGAAUAGAUUUUGUGCGGCAAAUCAGCAUGAUGAGAUUUAUGCACGAACCAGCGGUAGCAGUAGUUUUAUCUCUAGACAAGUUAAUUAUUACUAAUGAUUAAAUUUAUAUUAUCGAUGAUAAUUCAUUAAUCUUAACUGAAGUCGCAGAUGGUGGCGGCUUGGACUUUGCAAUAACUUCAUUA